Molecule: messenger RNA, 492 nt
Organism: Drosophila miranda
Lineage: Eukaryota; Metazoa; Arthropoda; Insecta; Diptera; Drosophilidae
Exons: 2
Coding region: 1-387 (128 amino acids)
Source: RefSeq, a predicted model, not a curated record
AUGGGCUGCUCCAGUUCCAAGUCCGCCCCAACGAUAGACGACACUAAAGGCCCCGUGUCGGCCAAUUGCUUAUUACCGGUCUCUCUCUCUCUCUGUCUGACAGCUGCUUCGGAGGACUUUACCAUUCCGCUGGACACAGAACAGCAGCCGGAGAUGCCUCUCAAUGAGACCUUGAGACAGCCACCCAAGCGCAUUCAGCAGCUAAUGCAGGAGGCGGCCCAUUUGGAGCCGCCCACGCUCGAGGAGCUGGAGGACAAGCAGCAGAAGGCGGAGCAGAGGCGCCAGGAGUUGAUGCAACAGAAGCUGGACGCCAUCCAAAAGAAUGUUCAGAUACUGAUGCGAGGACAGAGCGAGGGAGACGGCCAUGGAGAGGCGAAUACAGAGUAAAACCCGAAUAUUUCCAACCAGCACUCUGCGUAGGAAAGGAAAGAUUUUGUCAGCCUGCUUUUCAUUCACAUGUUUUAUUGUUAGCUUUAAUUCAUAUAUGUAUUA